This is a messenger RNA of Heterotrigona itama, 256 nucleotides long. The record is from the annotation of a GenBank genome assembly. Lineage: Eukaryota; Metazoa; Arthropoda; Insecta; Hymenoptera; Apidae.
AUGGAUGUUAGGAAAUGUUUGGAAUGUGUUGUGAUGAAAAGCAAUGAUCGCAACAAUGCUCAGUUACAGAACCUGUCUCUAGAAGCUUUAAAGUGUACUUGUAUGUGAUAUUGAUAUUACACAUAGAAAUAAUAAAUAAUCUUUCAGCAUAUUUAUGUUGACUUUAAAGCUUUGCACUGAGUAUAACAUCAGUUCCAAAAUGUACCUGACAUCUAUUGCACAUUGUUAUCAUGUUCUUUUAGUCACUUCUUACUGA